Messenger RNA from Botrytis cinerea B05.10, 1738 nucleotides. RefSeq lists its product as hypothetical. Lineage: Eukaryota; Fungi; Ascomycota; Leotiomycetes; Helotiales; Sclerotiniaceae. Bases 520 to 1386 code for a protein of 288 amino acids. Gene Ontology annotation, molecular function: 1,3-beta-glucanosyltransferase activity. The transcript has 4 exons. Gene Ontology annotation, cellular component: fungal-type cell wall; cytoplasm. The record is from RefSeq and is a predicted model, not a curated record. Gene Ontology annotation, biological process: fungal-type cell wall (1->3)-beta-D-glucan biosynthetic process.
GUUUAGGCAAGGAUACAAUUCCUACCAACAUGCUUUGUGUUGGUGUGAUGCAAUAGAUGCAUGGGCAGUACACACUACUCUCCUAUCAAAAGACGAAAAAAAAAUACAAGUCCAAAGAAUUCUCCCAGAGAUGUUAUUUUGUCCCUGACGAUAGAGCAGUCCUUUCAAAGCGUGGCUGAGCCGAAAGUUAUCUCAAAUAAGAGAAUGUGAAAUGCUCUCCGUUUUCUAUCGCUCCCUAAUCAUUGUAUGGAUGGAUACUGCUGGCUAAGUUUAACGGCCAUACAUCGAGAAUCAAUAAUGUCUUCCUCGGCCCACGAUCCGAUAACUAUCAAAAGAUCGAAAGUUUUCUACUGAAACGGAACCCAAUUCUUUCUUCGAGGAGUUACCUAUCAGUCGGAUUCGUUGGAUUUAUUGGCUAACAGGGAAGCUUGUGAACGUGGUAUCAAGGCAUUAGUAUCUUUGGGGAUCAAUGUACUACAUGUAUCUGGGAUCGACCCAAGUCAAGAUCAUAAGAAAUGCAUGGACAAGUUUAUGGAAAAGGGCAUUUACCUACUAAUCGACAUAACUACCACGUCUACGGAUAUCUACAGCGGUUCUCCCACAUGGACAAAUGAAAAAUUCUCUGCUUAUAUGGAUAUGGUGGAUGCAUUUGCUUCAUACACGAACACACUCAGAUUCUAUCUAGUCGAUGAUUCCCUUUCAGAUAGUACCACUUAUAUAGCACCACUCUGUAAAGCAGCUGUACGAAAUGUAAAAGGUUACAUCAAAGCAAGAGGCUAUCGUUCUAUACCCAUUGGGGGAUACGUUUUAACUGAUAGCGGUUCUGCACACGAGACCUAUCGGCUGAUUGCAGAUUACAUGGCUUGUGGAAACUCGGCCAUUGAUUUUUGGGUGUUGGCAGAUUAUUCAUGGUGCGACAACUCUACGUUCACGUCUUCGAAUUGCUCUCGUCUCACCGAAAGCUUUUCCGACUACCCAUUACCAAUAUUUAUCACAGACUAUGCAUGCGAUCCCGCUAUAGAAAAUAACAGUAAUAUUGCCGGCCGGAUCUUUGAUGAAGUUGUCACCAUAUAUGGCCCAAAAAUGUCGGAUAUCUGGUCGGGUGGAAUUGUGUAUGAGUGGGCGACCUUCGGCGAUUCAGAUUUCAGUGACUAUGUUCUAGUAAAUGUAACCGAUGACACGAUCCAGCUCAAUCAGAAUCAUAAAUCGCUUUCAACCCAACUUGCUGCGAUCAAUCCCUCCAUGACUCAAAUGUCAGCUUAUACGCCAACUAUUACAACAGCACCAUCAUGCCCGGAUAGAAACGCAACUUGGGCCGCAUCGACAAUACUCCCCCCAACAGCAAAUGACGUAGUAUGCGACUGUAUGAUAGCCUCUGCACUGUAAAGUUGACCCAUCAACAUCAGCCAACACAAUCACAUCAGUUCAAGCAACUCUAUGUACAUCAAACUACACCACCUGUGAAGGAUUUACAUCGAACGCUACUUCUUCAACCUAUGGCGCAUUUAGCGUGUGUUCCCCUUGGCAGCAGGUUUCCUGGGCUAUCAAUCAAUGCUACCUGAAUACGGGAGAUUGCUCGCAGAAAACAACAACGGCAAGUUUGCAAACUUACGAAGCUCUAAACUCUAGCUGCAUCGAUCUUUUAGCAAGAGCCGGUCCGUUAGGCAAAACACUUAUUUGUUCAGAUAUAACGAUUACCAAUUCCACUUCAAACUCAAAUAUCGCAUCCAUGUCUUCA